UCUAUGCUGCCCGUCACCACAGAAGAGAUGGAACCAAACGGUAGCUUCCGGGGCACCAGGGAGAACUGCACAGUGGACGACUUCAGGAGAAAUUUCUAUCCCGGAGUGUACCUAGUUGUAUUUGUCGUGGGGGUCUUGGGAAACGGCUUUUCCAUAUUCAUUUUCCUGCAACCUUCUAGAAAUCCCAAGUCGGUGAAUGUGUUUAUGCUGAACUUGGCCAUCUCGGACCUGCUGUUCGUGUGCACGCUGCCCUUCCGAGCGGACUAUUACCUGCGGGGCUCUCAUUGGGUCUUCGGAGACGCGGCCUGCAGGAUCAUGUCCUACUCUUUCUAUGUGAACAUGUACAUCAGCGUGUAUUUCCUGACCGUGCUGAGCAUCGUGCGUUUCCUCGCCACUGUGUGUCCCUUCAGGCUCUUGCACGUGACCAGCCUCAAGACCGCCUGGGGGGUGUGUGCGGCCAUCUGGGUCUUCAUCAUGGCCCCCUCGGCCCUGCUCCUCAGCAGCGGGGCCAGCAGCCACGGGAAGCGGGUCGACUGCUUAGAACUGAACCUUAGCAAGAUCACCAGGUUGAGGAUCCUGAACCAUGUGGUGAUGGCAGUGGGCUUCGUCCUGCCCUUCUGCACAAUGACUGUCUGCUAUCUGCUGAUUAUCAAGACCCUGCUCAAGGUCAAACUUCCGGAGUCUGCGGCCCGGCUGUCCCACAAGAAGGCACUGGUCACCGUGACCAUUGCCCUCAUCCUCUUCGUUCUGUGUUUCCUGCCCUAUCACAUACUGAGGACGCUCUACCUCAUGCAGUGGAGGAAGGACAAGUGCAGCGAGCAGCUGCAAAAGGCUGUCAUCGUCACCAUGGCCUUGGCCGUGUCCAACAGCUGUCUUAACCCUCUACUGUACUACUUUGCUGGAGAGAAUUUUAAACAGAGACUAAGAACCGUAUUCAAAAGGGUGUGUUCACAGAAAGAAAUGCACCCGUCCUAUUUCUACAUGGUUAAACAAACAAUGCCUGAGUAA
Dromiciops gliroides (monito del monte) is the source of this 1008-nucleotide messenger RNA. It is a transcript of the gene CYSLTR2, whose product is annotated as cysteinyl leukotriene receptor 2. Gene Ontology annotation, cellular component: plasma membrane. The transcript has a single exon. Gene Ontology annotation, biological process: G protein-coupled receptor signaling pathway. Lineage: Eukaryota; Metazoa; Chordata; Mammalia; Microbiotheria; Microbiotheriidae. The record is from RefSeq and is a predicted model, not a curated record. Gene Ontology annotation, molecular function: leukotriene receptor activity. Bases 4 to 1008 code for a protein of 334 amino acids.